This is a messenger RNA of Spirometra erinaceieuropaei, 2509 nucleotides long. Lineage: Eukaryota; Metazoa; Platyhelminthes; Cestoda; Diphyllobothriidea; Diphyllobothriidae. The record is from the annotation of a GenBank genome assembly.
AUGGCUUCUAGGAACGAUGGCAUACAACUUUUGCUGCAGGCUGAAAAGGCAGCUGCUGAAAAAGUCGCGGAAGCCAAGCGAAGUACGCCUUUAUUACGCUGACCGUGUGACCUUAAAUUGCCUCAGAUCUUUUGUGUUUUUUGUUAGACUGACCCUUACGCGACGUUGCCAGCAUUGCUGUAGUAAAUUAGGUCUCAUGCUUAGUACUUUCGGAGGCCCGCGUAAGUACUGCUGGUUAUCGACACCAAAGAACCCGCGGUCGUGUUGUGCUUGCUCUUCAUUCACAGGACCUCGUCAGAUUAUCUUGAUUUUGUGUGGGUUUUUUUUUACUUCAGCUAGACUUACUAAUCCGCUCUUUUGGACGUGAUAUUGUUACUCCGAUCUGUCUUACACAUCCACCGUGAAGACUACCUCUUCUGAGCAUUUUUCCAUUUCACGCUGUCUUCUGAACGUUCACCCAGUUCCGUUUUGCCCUUUGCGGCCGCAGCGCUGUUACUUCCCCUUUACAUACUCAGUCGUCCACUUUCCUGUUCGUCCACUUAUUUGUGUGAUAUCUUUAGUGUACGAUUUCAAGCAUGGGUAGGUGAAUUCAUACGGGCUGGACCGGCGGUAAGACCGAUCCAGAGCUUCUGCGAGUGAAAGUUGUACUGGACGACGAAGUUUGUGAAAGACGGAACCCGCGUGGCGGAAUAAGGCAGCUUUCUCGAGCUCCAGUAGCAGCGAUUGAAUUUCGGGAAAUUUUCGCAAUAGCCUUACCAUUCUCAGAGGGAAUAUGACGCUGUUUGAAGGGCGGAUACCCUUUGGAAUUACUGCCAUCAGUAGGGUACUUUUCUAUAAAACCUUUCAGACAUAAGGUGAAGGAUACACCCUCGUUUUAGGAGGGUGUUAUGGGAAUACUGCCUGUUGCCCCCAGCAAGACGUUAAACAUCUGCUCAUUUUAGUUCCCUACCCGUAGUUGUGAAAAUUCGAACCCCGGUUAGCAUAUCACAGACAGAAGAUUCGUUCACCGAGAUAGGUCAGCUUGCAUCCUGAUGUUUUCUAGAGCGACUUCGCCACCUAAAACGCCAGGUCAUAAACACGUAUUUCUGGGUAUGCCCCCUCGUUUCAUUCUCUAAUGGUGCUUGGAGCAAACUGCUCGAAACGAAGGUCUGCGCCUCGAUUCAAUUUUAUCAGCGAAAGGCAAAGAAGGUCGCAUGUGCAUUGUAACGUUUUACUCAUUCGUGCGGUCGAUAGGUUAGUGAUAUCAAUGACGACGUAACUCACCUUUACAGAAAGUUGCCACCGUAGUAAGGUGCGCAACUUAUGAAUACGACCAGUGGCCCCUUAAAUGCCAGCGGCCGUGAUGACAGGCGUGCCUUCCCCAAUAGCUGUUUAUAUUGUCCAACAUGGAACAGUAACCGGAUCUUCUUUUUACUGCCAGCAUUCAAAGUACUAUUAUUUCUCAGGUAAUUUCCUAACAAAUCUCGCAAUGUCGACACGUCAGAAGUUAUGGUAGGUAAUCUUGCUAAAAUGUUGCCAGUAUAUUUUGUUUGUGAAUGAUACAUUUGGCUAUUGUAAGUACGCAGAGAUACAGUACUCGCGUAUAUUUUCGUUUGUGUUACCAAGGGAAGUUGAAAAGGCUGAAGGAAGCAAAACAGGAAGCGCUAACUGAGAUCGAAAUUGAAAAGAAUGAACGCGAGAAACAGUACAAAGCUCUCGAGGAUGAAGUGAGUGCUCCGUAUUUUGUCCGCUCUCAUUUUCUCGUGUUUCCUUUUCGGGGAAUAGUUUCUAAUGCGUCAUUUGUGCAUCCCGUAAGCCGAGUUAACAUCAGCGUACCAGGGCACUUCAGGAUUUCGGCUUCUUUCCAACCGCCUGCAAAUGCUGCACCCUAUGAAUGGCUGUUUGAGUAGUAUCAUUUUUCCCAUUCAUUCUUGAUGCCCUUAUAAAGUCGAGUAUAUUUUAAGUAAAAUUUUUACAAUAAUAUGUUUUUUCUCACGCAUUUGGUAGCAAAUGACUUCUUGUUCAAUUUCUGUACUUUGGCAAAAGGGGGUUUUUCGGUUACAACUAAGUUUCAAAUUAUGAGGUUUUUUAGGUCGUGAAAUGUCUAUUCAUGAUUUAUUUUACCUGUCCAUUUAUCAGUGCCGCCUAAAUAGUGUGCAACGUGGUCCACAUCCAUCGUAAAAUUUUACGAGUCUUUUAUGAUGUCUUUUUUUACUAGCGUAUAGAAAUGCAUGAUAUUCCUAAAUGGUCUCCCAUUUGCAAUUCGUCACUUUGUUGGUUUUUUGCUCCGUGUGGGCUCACCGCUUUUUAAGAUUCACAUGGAUCCUCCUCAUCAACAUUUCAGGUCUUCGGCCGUCGAUCGGGUAUCCAGGCGCAGAUUAACCAGGUGACCCAGAAAACACUGGAACUACAGGCUGACUCAAUGAGGCAACACAAGGACUCUGCAAUAAACAUGCUCUUGGAAACAGUGCUUUCCAUUGAACCGCGCCUUCAUAUCAAUUUCCGGCCGGAACUUUCGGCUGUCAAGUAA